AUGCGAUUCACCAGCGACGCCAUCUGGGCCGGGGAGAGGGGCCGGGGCUUCUCCUCUUCCUUCGUUCUCCCUUUGGAAGGCGGUUGCCUCUGCGCUCCGUCCCCUUCGCGGGUGCAGGGGCGGCUCGUGUCUCCCCCCGCUGCUGCUGCCUCUCCCCGUCCUGCCUCUUUCUUUGUUCCCCACCUACUGAAGCACGAGUUACAGGCGGUGAAGCCCAGUCCUCGGAAGCUCGGGGCAGCUGCUGGCAGGUGUGUAACUGCCGCCCGGGCACAAGACGCCCCGUCCCCCGAGCCCCCCGCCGCCCCGUGUCCAGGGCGCCUUUCCUGGCGCUGCGGGGCUCUGUCGCUGGACGCAGACCUGCUGCCUGCCGGCCCCGCCCUCCCGGGAGCGUUCGGGCGUCUCCAGCUCCUGACACGCAGGAGUCAUUAUCUCAGGUGGGCGGCAGCACCCUCAGGGCCCCGCUCCCCUGGGCCCCCGACCUCGUCCCGCCCCCGGCGAGCUCCGUGUCUCCCACCCGGGAAGCCCCGGCCUCCGUUCAGCUCUUUUGCCUUUGGAGAGGUGGCGGGACGGCGGGAUGACCGGGGCCCGGCAGCCUCCGUGCCGACGUGGUCUCUGGGCCCGGCCGUAGCGGUGCCUGUGACCGCCCUCCCCUCCGGGCCGGCUGCAGCCCCUGCGGCCCCCACCCCCCGCCUGAGCCUGGCCCCCGCCCGCCACCGCACGUGCAGCCGGGCCGGGGGAGCGGGGCGCCGGCUCCCGGGCUGGCGGCUCGCGAGGCUGACGCGCUCUCGCCCGUUUGCAGACUACGUCUACUUCGAGAACUCCUCCAGCAACCCGUACCUGAUCCGGAGGAUCGAGGAGCUCAACAAGACGGCCAACGGGAACGUGGAGGCCAAGGUGGUAUGCUUCUACAGAAGGCGGGACAUCUCCAGCACGCUCAUCGCCCUGGCCGACAAGCACGCCACCCUGUCGGUCUGCUAUAAAACCGGAUCGGGGGCCGACAACGGCGAGGAAGGUGAAACAGAGGAGGAAAUGGAGAACCCAGAAAUGGCAGACCUGCCCGAGAAGCUCAAGCACCAGCUGAGGCAUCGAGAGCUCUUCCUCUCUAGACAGCUGGAGUCGCUGCCCGCCACCCACAUCAGAGGGAAGUGCAGCGUCACUUUGCUCAACGAGACCGAGUCCCUCAAGUCCUACCUGGAACGGGAGGAUUUCUUCUUCUACUCUCUCGUCUACGACCCGCAGCAGAAGACCCUGCUGGCCGACAAGGGGGAGAUCCGCGUCGGGAACCGGUACCAGGCGGACAUCACCGACCUGCUGAAAGAAGGCGAGGAGGACGGCCGAGACCAGGCCAAGCUGGAGACCAAGGUGUGGGAGGUUCACAACCCGCUGGUGGACAAGCAGAUCGACCAGUUCCUGGUGGUGGCCCGCUCCGUGGGCACCUUUGCACGCGCCCUGGACUGCAGCAGCUCUGUCCGACAGCCCAGCCUGCACAUGAGCGCCGCGGCCGCCUCUCGGGACAUCACCCUGUUCCACGCCAUGGACACGCUGCACAGGAGUGUGUACGAUGUCGCCAAGGCCAUCUCGGCCCUGGUGCCGCAGGGUGGGCCCGUCCUCUGCAGGGACGAGAUGGAAGAGUGGUCGGCCUCGGAGGCCAGCCUUUUCGAGGAGGCCCUGGAGAAGUAUGGGAAGGAUUUCACGGACAUUCAGCAAGACUUCCUCCCCUGGAAGUCGCUCACCAGCAUCAUCGAGUACUACUAUAUGUGGAAGACCACCGACAGAUACGUGCAGCAGAAACGCUUGAAAGCAGCUGAAGCGGAGAGCAAGUUAAAGCAAGUUUAUAUCCCCAACUAUAACAAGCCAAACCCGAACCAGAUCAGCGUCAAUAACGUCAAGGCAGGCGUGGUGAACGGUGCCGGGGCGCCGGGCCAGAGCCCUGGGGCCGGCCGGGCCUGCGAGAGCUGUUACACCACCCAGUCUUACCAGUGGUAUUCUUGGGGUCCCCCUAACAUGCAGUGUCGCCUCUGCGCAUCUUGUUGGACAUAUUGGAAGAAAUAUGGUGGCUUGAAAAUGCCAACCCGGUUAGAUGGAGAGAGGCCAGGACCCAACCGCAGUAACAUGAGCCCCCACGGCAUCCCAGCCCGGAGCAGCGGAAGCCCCAAGUUUGCCAUGAAGACGAGACAGGCCUUCUACCUGCACACCACCAAGCUCACGCGGAUCGCCCGGCGCCUGUGCCGUGAGAUCCUGCGCCCGUGGCAUGCUGCCCGGCACCCCUACAUGCCCAUCAACAGUGCGGCCAUCAAGGCUGAGUGCACGGCACGGCUGCCUGGAGCCUCUCAGAGCCCGCUGGUUCUGAAGCAGGCUGCGCGGAAGCCCCUGGAGGCCGUCCUGCGGCACCUCGAGACCCACCCCCGCCCCCCGAAGCCCGACCCUGUGAAGAGCGUGUCCGGCGUGCUCGGUGGCCUGACCCCAGCCAAGUCGGCCCCCGUCAUCAACAACGGCUCCCCCACCAUUCUGGGCAAGAGGAGCUACGAGCAGCACAACGGGGUGGACGGCAACGUGAAGAAACGCCUCUUGAUGCCCAGCAGGGGCACCUACCUGGGUUUGGCGAAUCACGGACAGACCAGGCACAUGGGACCAAGCCGGAACCUGCUGCUCAACGGGAAGGCGUACCCCACCAAGGUGCGGCUGAUCCGGGGGGGCUCCCUGCCCCCCGUCAAGCGGCGGCGGAUGAACUGGAUCGACGCCCCCGACGACGUGUUCUACAUGGCCACCGAGGAGACCAGGAAGAUCCGCAAGCUGCUCUCGUCCUCCGAGAGGCAGAGCCGGCGCUGGCCUCGGGCUCCCUCGCCAGGGUGGCUCCAGAGGCGCCCCCAGCCUGGGCUCUCCCGGCCCGCCAUGGGGGUGGACGCUCAGGGAAAGGCACUGGCGAGCAGCGAGCAGCGCGUGGCAGGCCUGGCCCGCAUACCUGCCUCCCGGAGGCCCUGGCCCGAUGCCCACCACCUGGCAGGGGGUGGUCUGGACCUGGCCUGGGACCCAGACUGGCAGGUGCCUGGCUUCCGUCGGGGCAGCCAGCAUAGCUGGGUCAGCCGGCCGGCCAGCCUGCUCCUGGCAGAGCCCUGCCCCAGCUGUCUGCGGGUUUUUGCCAGGAACUGCAGGGCCACCCCUAGCAGACUUGAGGCUCAGCUGGGGAUGGAGGUCCAGAGGAGAGCCCAUGAGAAGGCAGAGCCCCUGGGAGGUGGCCCCAGCGUCCUCCAGGUCCCCCAGAACCCUGGGUUAGGGCCGGGUCCUGCAUGGCUCCAGGUGCAGGUGCGCCCCCGCCCCCGCGGCGCCCGGACCCCGGGGGCGGGCUCCCGACGCCCCGCCCCGGACGCAGACCAAUGGGAGCACAGACAGCCGGUCGGGCGGGGCGGGCGGGCGGCGGCGGCGGCGGGGAGACAGGCGCGGGCGGAGGACACGGGCUGA
Molecule: messenger RNA, 3459 nt
Organism: Lipotes vexillifer (Yangtze River dolphin)
Lineage: Eukaryota; Metazoa; Chordata; Mammalia; Artiodactyla; Lipotidae
Gene: MTA1
Product: metastasis associated 1
Exons: 26
Coding region: 1-3459 (1152 amino acids)
Biological process (GO): response to ionizing radiation; double-strand break repair; negative regulation of transcription by RNA polymerase II
Cellular component (GO): NuRD complex; nucleoplasm
Molecular function (GO): sequence-specific DNA binding; transcription corepressor activity; transcription coactivator activity
Source: RefSeq, a predicted model, not a curated record